Suillus clintonianus is the source of this 828-nucleotide messenger RNA. RefSeq names its product RNA recognition motif 2-domain-containing protein. Gene Ontology annotation, molecular function: RNA binding. The transcript is spliced from 4 exons. Lineage: Eukaryota; Fungi; Basidiomycota; Agaricomycetes; Boletales; Suillaceae. The record is from RefSeq and is a predicted model, not a curated record. Bases 1 to 828 code for a protein of 275 amino acids.
AUGUACACGUCCCCGCCUUAUUAUCCGCAACCAUCGCAUCCGGUAGCGGAGUAUUCUUUUCCUUAUGCUUCGUCUUCCGCUCCGCCUCAGCCAGGAACUGUUGUCACGCGCCCACCAUCAUUGACACAUGCCUCGUCUCGCGCUCCGCCCGAGGGCAACCAAUUGGACAUCAAAAAAAUCGAGCUCGGUGUCGAUACGCGGACCACGGUAAUGGUCAAAAAUAUUCCGAAUAAAAUGACAGACAAGGAGCUUAUCACGUACAUCAACAAAGUCUGUCAUCGGAGAAUUGAUUUUCUGUACCUGAGGAUGGAUUUCCAGAACGGAUGCAACGUUGGCUACGCCUUCGUCAAUUUCAUAUCGGUCCAAGAUUUGUUACGUUUCGCGAAGGCGCGUCUAAAUGAGAAAUGGAACAUCUACUCAAGUGAGAAAGUGCUUCAGAUGAGCUAUGCGAAUUAUCAGGGAAAGGAAGCCCUCGUGGAGAAAUUCAAGAAUUCCUGCAUCAUGGAUGAACGUGAGGAGUGGCGUCCAAAGAUAUUCUACUCCGACCCCGGGCCGAGCCAGGGACUUCCAGAGGAGUUCCCAAAGCCCACGCAUAUCCGGAGGAAAGAGCGCAGCUCGUACAACCGUGGAACGUUGUACCCCCCUGGUGUCAGCACCGGUGCAGGUCACUACAGGUAUCUCAAUGCUGGCAACGUUGGCAAUGCUAGCUCACGACACCAACAACCCCGUGUUUCCGGCGAGGACAGACGACGUCGACGUGGCGCUGAGAGUGUUCCUUUCCCCUCCCUUGUCGGAGGCGAGGCUGAGGAUACCACACGCGCCGGCUGA